Molecule: messenger RNA, 333 nt
Organism: Lactuca saligna
Lineage: Eukaryota; Viridiplantae; Streptophyta; Magnoliopsida; Asterales; Asteraceae
Source: the annotation of a GenBank genome assembly
AUGAAUUCAAUCGGCAUGAGAAACUCUCGAUCUUUAUUGCUCCUUUUUUCAUGUGUUACGUAUGCCUACUCUAGCCCUAAAAAAAAUGAACGCAUCAUUAGGGUUUCUGCUUAUGCGUACGGUUUCGUCAAAGCCUCCAAGGGCAGCGAUGUGGUGAUGCAUUCAUGCCAUUCGAUAUUAUUGGAACAAAUGAAGAACUACAAACCUCUAGAAGAUGGACGUGAUGCUGUAGAUCGUUAUAUGAUUGUGAUGAACAAAGAUCAUGAUGGAUACUGUCGACUUUAUAGUAGAGACGUUGCUAAUAGAUUGAUAAAAAAAUGUGUGUGGUGGUGA